AUGUGCCUGGUGGCACGUGGCGGGGAUGCGUCGGACACCUGCGAGGGACGGGCUUGGGCCUCCCUCUUCGCCUCGCAGGAGAAGUUCUUCCAGGAGCUGUUUGAGGGGGAGCUGGCCUCGCAGGCAGCGGCCGAGUUCGAGCAGGCCAUGCAGGAGCUGGCCCGGGAGGAGCCGCACUUGGUGGAGCAGUUCCAGAAGCUGUCGGAGGCGGCAGGCAGAGUGGGCAGCGAUGCGGCGUCGCAGCAGGAGUUCACCUCCUGCCUAAAGGAGACGCUGAGCGGCCUGGCCAAGAACGCCACCGACCUGCAGAGCUCCUCGGCCUCAGAGGAGGAGCUGGCGAAGGCGCUGGAGGGGCUGGGGCUGGAGGAGAGCGAUGGCGAGAGCAGUGUCCUGCCCGUCAUGCGGAGCAUCAUGCAGAGCCUGCUCUCCAAGGACGUGCUCUACCCCUCGCUCAAGGAGAUCACUGAGAAGUACCCCGAGUGGCUGCGGCAGCAUGGCGAGGCGCUGCCAGCUGAGCAGUACGAGCGGUACCGGGCGCAGCACGGCGUGAUGGGCCGCAUCUGCCAGCAGCUGGAGGGCGAGCGGCCGGGCGAGGGUGAGGAGGAGCGGCGGGCACGCUUCGAGACCCUCCUCGACCUCAUGCAGCAGGACAGUCCCCGUUGUCCCCUGGGGGUGCACAGGGAGCAGGGGUCCCCAGGACAGGCACGGCCGGACCCUGUGCUGCCGGGCUUUAACCUGUCGUUUCCGUCAGCUGCCAGCGAACCUCCAGCCGCGGCGCUCACUGCCCGCGGCACUGCCGCCGCCGUGCAGCCAGGUUUUCCUUGGCCUUGGGACCACCGCUUCCCCCUGGGGAGCCGAGGGCCUCCUUUCUCCCAGGCGCUGGACGGGAAAGGGGCAGCGCUGUGUGCUGAGGCAGCCAGUGCUCAUUAG
This is a messenger RNA of Nipponia nippon (crested ibis), 930 nucleotides long. Lineage: Eukaryota; Metazoa; Chordata; Aves; Pelecaniformes; Threskiornithidae. The record is from RefSeq and is a predicted model, not a curated record.